This is a messenger RNA of Elgaria multicarinata webbii, 5295 nucleotides long. It is a transcript of the gene ALDH5A1, whose product is annotated as aldehyde dehydrogenase 5 family member A1. Bases 1 to 1605 code for a protein of 534 amino acids. Lineage: Eukaryota; Metazoa; Chordata; Lepidosauria; Squamata; Anguidae. Gene Ontology annotation, biological process: GABA catabolic process. Gene Ontology annotation, molecular function: succinate-semialdehyde dehydrogenase (NAD+) activity. Gene Ontology annotation, cellular component: mitochondrion. The transcript is spliced from 10 exons. The record is from RefSeq and is a predicted model, not a curated record.
AUGGCGACUCGGCUGGCGGCGCGGAGCUUCCGAACACCAUUGGCCCACCACCGCUGCCGCCCCCGGCUUUUGCUGCAGUCGCCUCAGGCGGGGCCGAAUUCGGCGCGUCCCUUCGCAAGCCGCCUCAACAGCGCCGGGCCCGGUAUGGCAGCGCUGGCCGGUUCCUUGGUGCGUUCCGAAGGCUUCGUGGGAGGCCGCUGGGUGCAGGCGGCAACCGCUUUCCCGGUGCGGGACCCGGCCAGCGGCGCUGAAUUGAGCCAGGUGGCCGACUGCGGGGUGGCCGAGGCUCAAGCCGCGGUGAGGGCCGCCUACGAGGCUGGAGCUGCAUGGAGCGCAGUCUCCGCUAAGGAAAGAGCUGCUUUACUUCGUAAAUGGUACGAUUUGAUGAUAGAGAAUAAAGAUGACCUUGCAAAGAUCAUUACAGCAGAGAAUGGGAAACCACUGAAGGAAGCACAGGGUGAAAUUCUUUACUCUGCUUCCUUCUUGGAAUGGUUUGCUGAAGAAGCUCGGCGCAUUUAUGGGGACAUCAUUCCAUCUUCUGCAAAAGACAGAAGAGUCCUGGUACUGAAGCAGCCUGUGGGAGUUGCUGCCAUCAUUACUCCCUGGAAUUUUCCAAGUGCUAUGAUUACAAGGAAAGUGGGUGCUGCUUUGGCAGCUGGCUGUACAGUGGUGGUGAAGCCAGCAGAAGAUACACCUUUAUCUGCUUUAGCACUUGCAGAGCUUGCAAAUCAGGCCAGAAUUCCUGCAGGAGUAUACAACGUUGUUCCGUGUUCUAGAAAACAGGCAGCAGCGGUUGGGGAAGUGUUGUGCACUGACCCCUUGGUGGCUAAAAUCUCUUUUACUGGCUCAACGGCUACAGGAAAGGUAUUGCUGUGCCAUGCAGCUGGCACUGUGAAGAGGGUCUCCAUGGAGCUUGGAGGACAUGCUCCGUUCAUAGUGUUUGACAGCGCUGAUGUAGACAAAGCAGUUGUAGGAGCUUUCAUUUCUAAAUACCGAAACUCAGGCCAGACUUGUGUAUGUUCAAAUCGUUUCUUGGUGCAAAAAGGGAUCCAUGAUGCAUUUGUAGAAAAGUUUGCACAAGCCAUUAAGAAAGAUCUUCAUAUUGGCCAUGGGUUUGAUGAAGGGACUACCCAGGGGCCGCUCAUUAAUGAAAAAGCUGUGGAAAAAGUUGAAAGACACAUUCAUGAUGCAGUUUCCCAGGGAGCAUCCAUAGUUACAGGAGGAAAAAGGCACAGCUACGGGAAGAAUUUCUUUGAGCCAACUCUACUCAGUAAUGUCACAACAGACAUGCUGUGUACACAAGAGGAGACGUUUGGUCCUUUGGCUCCAGUUAUCAAGUUUGAUACAGAGGAAGAAGCUCUUGCCAUUGCAAAUUCAGCCAAUGUGGGUUUAGCAGGCUAUUUCUAUUCUCAAGACCCUGCCCAAAUCUGGAGAGUUGCAGAGAAGCUGGAGGUUGGAAUGGUUGGUGUUAAUGAAGGAAUUAUAUCUGCUGCGGAGUGCCCUUUUGGUGGCGUAAAGCAAUCUGGGCUAGGAAGAGAAGGUUCAAAAUAUGGUAUUGAUGAAUAUUUGGAAAUAAAAUAUGUCUGUUUUGGAGGUUUACAAUAGCCAUUUGUUAGGAGUCUCUAACCAAUGCAAGGCUAGAAAACAGUGUUUUAGAAUAUUCAUAAGCUUUGUAUAGCAAGAUCACUUGUUCGCCCCCUCCCCUCUUAAAAUGGGAGUAAUCAUGUUUAUGUGUGGAGCUGUUUUUACUUAGCACUGUGGCAAUAUUUGUAAACCAACGACUUUGGAAUUACAUUUGUGUAUAUAGAUCAGGGGUGGGCAACUUGUGGUCCUCUCAAUGCUUUGGCCUACAGCUCCCAUGAUCCUUCACCAUUGUCUAUGCUGGUUAGGGCUGAUGAGAAUUGUAGGUCAAAAUAUCUGGAGGGCUACAAGUUGCCCAACCGUAAUAUCAAUGGCAAGAAUAUAGAUCUGCUUAUACCUGAAUUAUCCAUCUUAAUCAUAAUGCAGGGACAGAUCAUGUUUGUUACUGAUCUUACUUCAGAGGAAUUAGGAAAUCUUUACUAAUUAACAGAGCAGCAAAAAGGUGCUUCUCUGUGAUUUUUUCUUUCAGGUGGAGCAUUAUGGAAGUGAUGGUAUAUUGAAUAAUUGUGCCAAAUAUUGAAUUUGAUUCUCUUUCUAACUUGCCUUUUCUGGUUGUCUGUCUUGAAACUUCUAGAAGAAUUUAAUGCUGUCAUGCAAAGGAAUAUUCCACUUUUUUCAUAUUAUUCUUCAACUGUUGGCUGGAGCUCAAAUGUCCUUGCAGGCAUAGGUAGAGUUCCGAAAGAAUACCUUCCUGUGACUUACGAUUUAUGGAGACACUUGUGAUUUGUGCCUAGUAAGUGAGUCUUGUGACCAAAUAUUAUACAUUUAUACAACAGCACAAAGAUUUGAGCAACCACCAUUGUGGGAAAAGACAGUCCCAGCCUGGGUUUCUCUAGAUAUUUUGGACUUCAACUCCCAUCAGCCCUAGCCAGCAUAGCCAAUGGUCAUGCAUACUGGGAGGCAUAGUCUAAAGCAUCUGGAGAGCACUAGGUUGGGGAAAGAUGCUUUAGAUAUUCUUGGAGGUAGUCAUUAAUUGUGUUGAUGAACACAAAUGCACAAUAGACCCAAUCAGACCUGACUGGGUAAGCAGUCCUAUAAGGAAGAAAUGACCUGGUUCACACAACAUGAAAGUCCAUCAUGGGUUAAUUUAUUGGUGGAGGUUGUCAUGUUGUGCUUGGUGCCCAUGGCCACCAUCUUUGCAUGGUGCCCAUGGAUGCCCAACAGCCCACGCAAGCAAAUUAAUCCAGAGUGGACUGUCACCUUGUGUAACUAGAUCACUUUUUAAUUUAAGUGGCACAAUACAUGGGCUCACAUUUCCUUAACCUGGAUAUACCCAUUGCACUAUAAUAUCACUCUGACCCUUAUGUCUAUUCCUACACAUGAAUCCCCAGAUAUUACUCACAGCCAAGUUAUAUUUCCUCGGUGGAAGGCCAGUCUGCCCCUCAUUCUAGAGAUAUAUGGAAAGCAGGCAGUGUACGUAGUUUUAGUCCCAGCAAGACAAGCAUUUUGCAAGCUUGGAGGAGGCAAAAGAAAAUCUAUGGGGGAGGACUUUAAAACUUCCUGGAGCUGUUGAGUUACAGUUUGAGUAACACCUAUUUGUACACUUGGUAUACCAAAUGUUAUUUCUCUUCCAUUUAAUUUACUAUCGCCAUUUAUGACAGGGAUGGGCAACCUGGUGCCUUCCAGAUGUUUUGGACUACAACUCCCAUAAAAUGUAGGAGGCAUGAGCAAUAAGAAUUCUGGUUGUCCGAAGUAUCUGUAGGACACCGGGUUGCCUUCUCUUGGUUUAAGAGGAUACCUAAAUAAGAGCACUUUGUUGCCUCCUCUGGCUGUUGAGUUUCUUGUGUUUCCUGCUGACAUCAAUUAGCCUAAGUUGGAUGUUCCAUCAGAUCCUUUUAGUAUGAGCUACUGGUACAUUUGGAAGACGAUGAAAAUACUUGUUUAACAGUGGCAUAUUAACACUGCUGCAUUAAAUGGAACAUGCACUUUAUUUACAUUGCAAAACUUCAUUUGAAGUUCUGCACUAUAUUUUUAAGAGAAGUUUGAUAUAUUCAAACCUAUCAGAUAUGUCCAAGAUCCAAAGAGCUGCUUUAGUUGAACCCAAGGGCUGAACAGGUGGGGUUAUAAUGUCUUUGUUCUUGAACUGCAAGCUGCUCUACCAUAUCACAGCCUGCUUUUGAGAGACAUCAUUAGUCUUCAGAAAUCGCCUGCAAUGUACAUGAGAGUCUACUGUUCAGGAAGUGCAAAUCCAGACCUCCUUUGGGGACAUAGAACUCAUUGUAUGGUUCCUUUGAUUUUUGUGUAUUCACCAACUUCUGUAUUUGACAAGGUUCAGCUGAGCUUAGUUUGAAUUAAUUUGUACUACCAGACAGCUAUUGCUUCUGCUUUGACUUAUUAGGAAUAGAUAGGCCAAAUCCUGGCACUUCUAAAAAGCACAUUUUGUAGCAAUAACUGCUACUCUUCAAAAAAAAGAAGAAGAAAAUCAAGCAUGUUGUGCCUAAUGCUUGAUAGCUAUGCCAGCAAACUGAGUAGUUUAUGAAGUAAUCAUUGUGCCAGGUGGGGUUGAGGGAAAACUUAUAAAAAUUACAAUGUAUAAUAUGAAGGCUUUUUGGGGUUUGUGUCUUUUUUUGCCUUUUGUGGCUUUAUAGGUUAAUAACACAGACUGAUCUUCAGCUUUUGCAGAAACAUCUGUAAAUAUUGCCUGCCGUUUCAGCCCAACAUAUGAAGGUAAAUUCCGAUGGCCAAGUGAUUCACAUGGCUGUACCAAACAUUUGCUGAAAACUAGCUAAUAAUAAUAAUAAUAAUUUUUAAAAAAUAGAAGAUGAGGCAUUAUCUAAUAGAGCAUUAAUGCCCCUUGCCAAUUCUCCUACACCUUGCAGAUUCCCUUCUGCCAGGAAGAUCCACUGCUCAUGCAAGGGAGGUUUCGUGCUUCUGGGGGCAGCUUGAAAAGAGCAGAAAAACUCGUUUCUGGAAGGAGCAGGUCAGCAGAGCUUGCAUAAGGGUUCUGGAAGGACCUCCUCUAGGAAGUGCUGGAUCUCCCUUGUGUAAGCAGUGGAUUUCACUUGCACAAUGGAAUCAGUAGGACCCACUGCUUGUAGAAGAAAAUCAGUAGGGCAGAAGGUGGGGCGGGGGCAUAAGCCCCCCCCCCCCCCCCCGUUGGAUUCUGCCCAUGAAGCCAUUCUCAAAUUUUGCUUUCCUUGAGGUAAUGGCUAUGAUUUGGCAUGUGACUGGAAAAAAUAGUGAUUUCUUUUAAAAGACAAAACACCCCAAAAUUAAUAAUAAUAAUAAUAAUAAUAAUAAUAAUAAUAAUUAUUAUUAUUAUUAUUAUUAUUAUUAUUAUUAUUAUUAUCCUGCCUUUUUCCCAGCACUGGGACUCAAGGCGGUUAAAAACUCAAAACUCUAUAAAUCAAAAGCUUGUCAAGAUUUUAAACCUAGGAGAAUAAAACAAACCAUCUAUGAGAAGCACAAACUGUUCACAGUGUGUAACAAAAUACUAAUAGUCUUCCUAAGAAAUUAGGGCUGGAUCAGGUUGGUUAAAUAUAAUUUUUGUGUGUAUGUUUACCAAUUUUGAUGUGAAUGUAUUAAAGUGUUUAUACUGUGAUCCCUUAAUAGAAGGAGAUACUUGAAUUCUUACAUUUUACCUUUGUUGGCUUGUUUUUUUCCUAGCAAGUUUGUUAACUCUCAUGUCUAUUAAAGAAAGAACUGUUAAUAUAA